UCUCUCUCUUGCAGUCCAUCCAGACCCAGCAAAGCAUAUUGGCACGACUGCACCUACUCGACAUUAGCCUUCGUUUCAGUUCUAUCAAUCGUUCACUCGACUUGCUUCCCUUAGAUGGCCGACUACACGUACCUCGACGGGGUCAUAGCCGGUAGCGGCAACAGGCGUCACUUCUCUACCGAUCAAAGCCCUGAUCUUGAGCUUGCUAACGCCAAUUCUAUGGAGCUUCUUGUUCAGCAGCAAAUCAAUCAGCAACUACUUCUAUCGCCAACAAUACCCCAACGUCAUGAUUCGCUUUUCCAGUGUUCGCCCUCUACCACGCCGAGGCCUUCACUCUCCCAGCAUCAGGCUGAGGCACAGGCUUAUGCCCUUGCCUCGAUGACCCCGCACACUACCAACGGCUACCUGCAGCGUCCGGUCAAUAUGUCGCGCUCUGCGUCACAGUACUCGUCGACGUCUUCCGGUCACUAUCAGAGGUACAAUAACCAACCCCGUGUGUCGCGCGGCUCGUUUGGCAACGCCUCGCCUCCAAUGGCACCCGAUAUGUCACGUUCGGCAUCACAGUAUUCGGCCUCAUCAACAGCCCAACAAGCUGCGCCUCAGCCUAGCGUGACUCAGCCGCACAUCGAUACCACUAACCACCUCCCAAUACGGCCGUCGAACAUACCGUCGAACCUACCGUCGACGAACUCACCAGCAAACCUUCGAGCUGAUCAGAACUUAAAGUACCUACCAGAUCCAAUUUUUGAGUUCGACGUCAAUGAUAUCAUGGGUGGAACGCUGGGUGGAGAGGAGAGUGGGAACAAGAUGAUUGGUCCCGAGACUACUACAAACGUGUAAGUGCUCUCCAUGCUUUUUGCACUAUGUGAUGAAUGAGCCACGCAGUUUGACCCAUGGACUGUUUCUCGGGUACGAUCCGUAAACAAGACCGCCACCUAAUUCAUGCCCACCUUUUUGACCAGGCUGCCAUGGAUAUUAUAUACUGCCAUGGAAAUUUAGACAAACAAAACACCAGUAAUAUGGUAAACUCUUGUAGCCACUAAGGACACCAAGAGCUUGAUCAAGUCUCAGAUCGCGAUACACAUUCUAUCCAGAGCCUCCCUUAUGUCUAGUCAUUCGCCUCGCCAAACAAGAAGUAUACAACACAUUACCUGAACACCGGAGCCGUCCAAGACCUUACAUCCACUUGAACCGAACUGCACUUCUCCUUGGCAGAACAACGGAUGAUUUCUCAGGUAC
Messenger RNA from Cucurbitaria berberidis CBS 394.84, 1239 nucleotides. RefSeq lists its product as uncharacterized. The record is from RefSeq and is a predicted model, not a curated record. The coding region runs from base 115 to 840 and encodes 241 amino acids. The transcript has a single exon. NCBI's taxonomy places the organism in Eukaryota, Fungi, Ascomycota, Dothideomycetes, Pleosporales, Cucurbitariaceae.